AUGACUGUCGCUUUAAGUCGCCCGCCUACCGUGGAUUCACGGCAAUCCGGACCUAUCGACCGCAAUCGCGGACCUUUGACCACCGAACUCGUCGCAGUAGACGACAAGCAGAGACAGCUCCCGGUCAAUUUUGGUGCUUUGUCUCCAAUGCAUCCUCGAAUGCCGCAUCCCGACGGAUCGCAUGGUCCGCCCAAUGCGCAUGGAAUAUAUGAGCAGCCAUGGCGACCUUCAUUUUCGUCUCCAUAUGACAGUCAUCCUGCGGAACAGCGUCGCACGUCAAACGCUCCUCAGCCCACAUUGCCCCCUCAUGGAUUGCCCCCCCAUGGGUAUCCUGUCAUCCCAAACCGCGACUUGCCACAGCUUCCACCAGAUGGCCCGUAUGGCCGACAAAGCAGCUUACCUGGCCCAGCGCAUACCCCUCCAGAGGCUCCAACUCCUCACCAAGUCUUCCGUCCCAUGAAUGGGACGCCGAACGAAAGCCCCCCCCAUUCGGCACCCCCCGAUUACCGCCCGCGAAUGUCUUUCACCCCUCAUGAGUCGCACAGCAAUGGGGAACCUCCGCUUCCCCCGCACACAUUACCACCUAGUCAAUAUACCACCCCGGUUCCUCAUAUGUCACAUACCCCCACGCCCUACGAACCGGGUUAUUACGCAAGCCAGGCCUACGGAAUACGCCAUCGGAAAGCCGCGCGAGCUCAGCAGGCCUGCGAUCAAUGUCGAGCAAGAAAGGCAAAAUGUGAUGAGGGGCGUCCUGCUUGUAGCCAUUGCAAAGAGAAUAGUUUAAUAUGCGUCUACAAAGAAGUCCCCCCCCACAAGCAAGAAAAGGCGACACAGGCGGUUAUGGACCGCCUUGGUCUGAUAGAAGACGGCAUGAACGAAAAACUUAGUCGUAUACUGAGUCUCCAAGUAGAGCAAUCCAACCUUCUCACUCAGAUGUCUGCAGAAUCUAGGUUGAAAGAGCCCAAGGCCAUAUACAACGGAGAGCCGGAAAAGCACUCAAUUAGUCGUUUACUUAAACCGGACAUGGCGGAAAUUUUACAGAAGACGGAAGAGAAGGAUGAACAGGUGAGUCAGAUUGUGGGACAAGAGUUGGAAAGAGCCGAGGGGGAAAAGCUCCUGCUAGGCGAAGAUGGUGAACUUUCAAUCCCCGUCGAUCAUACCACCGCAGCUCACAAAUUGCUUGCCUGGCCCGCUAUCAAGAGCCUUCUUGAGCCGAGAGAGUAUGUUGAGGACUACGUUAUGAGGCUCGAGGAGGACCGAGGUCUGAUCCGUGUCUACGGGCGCGGAGAAGGGGAUGAUGCCAGCGAGAGCAAACCUAUCAACGAGAGCAGGCCCAUGGCAUACCCGACUUCCCACCCGAGCUUCGAUCAAGCUUACAAGAAUGAUAUUCCUCCUAAUGGGACAUGGGGCUCUGGUGCAAACCAAAACGGCACUCGUUUCCAACCACGAAGCGAUGCCCUUGAUGAAUCCGGUAUAUUCACCACAGAUCCUGACGACGUCCGCCGCUACUACCAGAGCUAUCUCAAUCAUAUACACAAGCUUCAUCCGUUUCUGAACCAAGGCGAACUGCAAACUAGCGUUGAUGAUUUCAUCGAGUUUUAUUGCCCGCAGAAGAACCCCGGCCCAGCAAACAUCUUGAACAGCAAUAGUGCAAUCGAAUUGCCGCGAGCCACAAAACGAAAGCGUUCAUGCGAAACGCUACAAGGUGCGGGGUGCGACGUGCCAUACUCCCCCGGUUUCAGACACGAACGCCCAGUCGGUCGCCGCAUUGAAAAAUCGCUGAAAAACGCCGUCAUUCUCCUGGUCCUUGCACUUGGUAGUAUCUGCGAAAUUCGUGGGGCUGUUCCUGGCCCCGUCACUGAUACGCCCGUAGACUACCGCAAGCAGAAAAUUCCUGGGCCUUCCACACGCAGCAUUCUGUCGCCGGCAAAUGGCGAAUCUAUCAUUGAAUCGCAAGGAAGCCUGUACUCAAAAAGUAACUCCUUCUCAUCCCCGGUCGACGGUCGGAAGGGCUCAUUGGACCGUCAGUCUUUUCUGGAUAACCGACACCUACGAAACGUGGAUGUCAUUCCUGGAUUGGCCUAUUAUGCAUAUGCCUCGCAGAUUCUCGGCAGUCUUCAAGGGGCGAAUGGAUUGGUCCACGUCCAGGCAGCUUUGCUAGCAGGGCUUUAUGCAGGGCAGUUAGCGCACCCUUUCCAGAGCCAUGGAUGGAUUUACCAAGCGGCUAGAGGGUGCCAAGUUUUGGUCCGGACGAGACGUUAUGAAACGAUGAGUGAUGGCCCGCUGAAAGACCUCUAUGAUUUUGCAUACUGGACUUGUCUACAACUAGAAAGUGACAUCCUUGCCGAGCUAGAUCUUCCGGCCAGUGGUAUAUCUCGAUCAGAAUCACGCAUUGCACUGCCCAAGGGCCGAAACCUCUCUUUACCGAAUGACGUGACCGCGCCCAGUACGGUCAUGAUGUUCUUCUAUUGCGCCCAGAUUCACCUGAGAAAGGUUCUCAAUCGUGUUCAUACCGACCUUUACAAAGUUGAAAGUCAAGGCCCCCCCGGCCGUUGGUCUGCCAACGUACUGGAGGUCCUGAGCAUGAACCUCGAGCUGUGGAGAAGUAGCCUCCCUGACUCGAUGAAGUGGAAGGAUGGGGACCCGCCAUCAAACGACAUCAACGUGGCCAGGAUGCGGGCCAAGUACUAUGGCGCGCGCUAUAUCAUCCACCGGCCACUUCUUUACAUCGCCCUUCAUUAUGGUCCCUCAAUGUCGAUAAAUUCGCCCGCUGGCUCUACAGUUUCUGGUCCGAAGUCGCAGCAGGUUUCCCCUUCGCUGACUCACAGUCAACGUGCUACUAACAUGGUACGAUUGUCGAGUGAGGCGGGUCCAGCAAGCCGAAGCGCCCAAACUCCGAAUCCCGGGUGGACAGCGUAUGCAUACCGCGACCUCAGCCCAAAGAUACGAAGAGCGUGCAAAGUGUGUAUUGACUCGGCUAUUCUGAGUACAAUUGCUUUUGAUGGGCUCAAUGGUCGACCAGUGGUGACCAACAUUUUCGGAACGGCCCACGCACAAUUCGGUAAUCUGCUUGUAUUGUCCGCUGCUUACAUGUCAAGUCUAUCUGAGCUGGUUGACCGCGCUGAACUUGAUCAGCUUUUCAAGCGAACAACCAGAUUCCUCCUGCAGAGCGCCGAGAUCUCACCUAGUCUUCGAGCCGACGCGAGAAUCCUUAGCGAGAUCUACGAGAAAAUCUUUGGCGAACCAAUAAAGAUUGACUAA
Messenger RNA from Aspergillus heteromorphus CBS 117.55, 3261 nucleotides. It is a transcript of the gene clcA, whose product is annotated as putative C6 finger domain protein. The transcript has 7 exons. Gene Ontology annotation, biological process: regulation of DNA-templated transcription. The record is from RefSeq and is a predicted model, not a curated record. NCBI's taxonomy places the organism in Eukaryota, Fungi, Ascomycota, Eurotiomycetes, Eurotiales, Aspergillaceae. Bases 1 to 3261 code for a protein of 1086 amino acids. Gene Ontology annotation, molecular function: zinc ion binding; DNA-binding transcription factor activity, RNA polymerase II-specific.